Messenger RNA from Ceraceosorus guamensis, 577 nucleotides. RefSeq lists its product as hypothetical. NCBI's taxonomy places the organism in Eukaryota, Fungi, Basidiomycota, Exobasidiomycetes, Ceraceosorales, Ceraceosoraceae. The transcript has a single exon. Bases 126 to 368 code for a protein of 80 amino acids. The record is from RefSeq and is a predicted model, not a curated record.
GAAGCUACAGGUCUCGAACAAUCAGAUCACGAAUGUUGUAGGUUCGUGGGUGGGCAGCUCAUCAUUUCUGUGGCUCCCACUCGCCCGCUCGCUCCCCCCUCCCAUCUUUGCUUCCAUGCACGCCGAUGUCGGGCUCUUGCAUGCUCCUCUCGCUAGCCCGCCGAUCGCAGCUAUUCCGAGCCCAGGCGGCUCAUGUCCUCGCGCGUGAGAAGGCAAAGCCAUUUGCCAAGCUUGAUCGUUCGAACCCAUGCCGCCUGGGGGACUGCCAUAAUGAUACGCAGGGUCUUGAGUGUCCCUUCGCCGUGACGUCCAGAUGUUCGCGUUUCCGCCCAGAUGUGCCCUGCGUCAAGGCUCGCUUAGCAGUCUGAGUGAGCUCGUGCACCCACACAUUGAUCUGUCUGGUGUUGUGUCACCGCCUACCCAUCUCUGAAGUCAUUGUCAUCUGCGGCGCAUGGACCUCGCCUCCUGGCACGUCCAACUCUUGACUAUGAACGAUUUCGGACCGCAGGAGUGAGUCGGUGAGCAUCUGAAGCAUCUCAAAAGGAUGAACGCUGCUCAGCGAGAGUCUCAAGAGGAC